Messenger RNA from Rhinolophus ferrumequinum (greater horseshoe bat), 3195 nucleotides. RefSeq names its product ring finger protein 14 (gene RNF14). Gene Ontology annotation, molecular function: ubiquitin conjugating enzyme binding; ubiquitin protein ligase activity; zinc ion binding. Gene Ontology annotation, cellular component: cytoplasm; ubiquitin ligase complex. Bases 440 to 1864 code for a protein of 474 amino acids. The transcript is spliced from 9 exons. Gene Ontology annotation, biological process: protein polyubiquitination; positive regulation of proteasomal ubiquitin-dependent protein catabolic process; ubiquitin-dependent protein catabolic process. NCBI's taxonomy places the organism in Eukaryota, Metazoa, Chordata, Mammalia, Chiroptera, Rhinolophidae. The record is from RefSeq and is a predicted model, not a curated record.
GUGACCGUGCUCCGGGCGCGGGAGGCAGAGAAGGGCGGCCGGGCCGGGACUGCUCAGUGGGCCUUAGCCCCACAAACCAGGACGGGGCACCCUCGGCCCGGCCCGGCUAGGACCCCCGGGGCGCUCAGAGGAGGAAGGGUAGGAUCCAGGCCGUGCUCUUUCGGGACCUCUCACGCCGGCACAGCGCCCUCUGUGUCCAAGCGCUGGGGCAGGUAGCGGGACUUGGGCCUGCCCGCCCCUCCCCGGUUUUAGAUGGCAGGAUUUCUAUAGUAUAUCUAGUAUGAAUUCCACAUCUUGGCCUCUUAUCCAGCUUCAGCAGUCUCAUCUCCAUCGUCGGGAGAAUAAAUGGGAUUUGCAUGAAUUCCAGAUUCUGAACUGAAAUAGACUGCAGUGUUUAUAUUCUGUUCUUCUGGUUAUUAACAGAUCCUCAGAAAAUUAAAUGUCGUCAGAAGACCGAGAAGCUCAGGAAGAUGAAUUGCUGGCCCUGGCGAGUAUUUAUGAUGGAGAUGAAUUUAGAAAAGCAGAGUCUGUCCAAGGUGGAGAAACCAGGAUCUAUCUGGACUUGCCACAAAAUUUCAAGAUAUUUGUGAGCGGCAAUUCAAAUGAGUGUCUCCAGAAUAGUGGCUUUGAAUACACCAUUUGCUUUCUGCCUCCACUUGUGCUGAACUUUGAACUGCCACCAGAUUAUCCAUCCUCCUCCCCACCUUCAUUCACACUUAGUGGCAAAUGGCUGUCACCAACUCAGCUGUCUGCUCUCUGCAAGCACUUAGACAACCUGUGGGAAGAACACCGUGGCAGUGUGGUCCUCUUUGCCUGGAUGCAGUUUCUUAAGGAAGAGACCCUAGGGUACCUGAAUAUUGUCUCUCCUUUUGAGCUCAAGAUGGGUUCUCAGAAAAAAGUGCAGAGAAGGACGGCACAAGCCUCUGCCAACACAGAGCUAGAUUUUGGAGGAGCUGCUGGACCUGAUGUAGACCAAGAAGACGUUGUGGAUGAGAGAGCUGUGCAGGAUGUAGAAUCAUUGUCAAGUCUGAUCCAGGAAAUCUUGGACUUUGAUCAAGCUCAGCAGAUAAAAUGUUUUAAUAGUAAAUUGUUCCUGUGCAAUAUUUGUUUCUGUGAGAAGCUGGGUAGUGAAUGCAUGUACUUUUUGGAGUGCAGGCAUGUGUACUGCAAAGCCUGUCUGAAGGACUACUUUGAAAUCCAGAUCAGAGAUGGCCAAGUUCAAUGCCUCAACUGCCCAGAACCCAAGUGCCCUUCGGUGGCCACUCCUGGUCAGGUCAAAGAGUUAGUGGAAGCCGAGUUAUUUGCUCGCUAUGACCGGCUACUUCUCCAGUCCACCUUGGACUUGAUGGCAGAUGUGGUGUACUGUCCCCGUCCGUGCUGCCAGUUGCCUGUGAUGCAGGAACCUGGCUGCACCAUGGGCAUUUGUUCUAGCUGCAAUUUUGCCUUCUGUACCUUGUGCAGACUGACUUACCACGGCGUGUCUCCAUGUAAGGUGACGGCAGAGAAAUUAAUAGACUUACGAAACGAGUACCUGCAAGCAGAUGAGGCCAAUAAAAGAUUUUUGGAACAGAGGUAUGGUAAGAGGGUGAUUCAGAAGGCACUGGAAGAGAUGGAAAGUAAGGAGUGGCUAGAAAAGAAUUCAAAGAGCUGCCCGUGUUGUGGGACUCCCAUAGAGAAAUUAGAUGGAUGUAACAAGAUGACAUGUACUGGCUGUAUGCAGUAUUUCUGCUGGAUUUGCAUGGGUUCUCUGUCGAGAGCAAACCCUUAUAGACAUUUCACUGAUCCUGCUUCCCCAUGUUUUAACCGGUUGUUCCAUGCUGUGGAUGUUAAUGGAGAUAUUUGGGAAGAUGAGGUUGAAGACUAAGUUAACUCCUGCUGAAGAUGUGGAAGUGAAAUGGUUUGCCCUAAUCUUUUGUUGAGUAUACAAAGUAACUGCAGGAUAUUUAGGGUACCAUUCAUUCAUUCUUAUAAUGUAGAAGAUACGAAAGAAGGUUUUUAUUUUCAUGUGGUACUACUGAUUAAGGCACACUCAUACAUUUUUCAAUGUAACAUAAUUGAGAAAAAAUUAUAAGCCAAAGGUUCAGGAAAUGAAAACUAGAGAAUAUUAACUAUUACUAUGUACCCAAAGCUCUGAAUAGUUAAAAAUUAUUUAUUUUCCCCAAGCUUUAGGUAAGAGGAGGGGUCAAGAGUUCAACUUACAGACCCUUUUUAUCUCUGAGAAGCAUCCCUCUAAGACAUUCUGUGGGAGUCCCCUCAGUACUACUAUUCUUUACAACUGGGAUGGGUAGAAGCCUUAUUAAAAUUGUACUGAGAGUCUGUCUCAUUUACUCCAUGUUACAUUCCUUCCAACCUGAAUUUCUGCUAAGUUAGUUCCCUUUGGAGGGAGCCCUUUAGAAGGGAUUGGAAGGCCCAGUGUCAUUUUGGUCUACUGCUUUCAGAAUGGAAAGUUAUAGCUAGUUUUAGAAAUAUUUUUUAAUACCACAAACACUGUGGGUCACCUGAUAUUUGUUAGUGGCGUAUAGUCUACUGGUUUUGAGCCAGGUCUAUUAUUUAAUGAUACUGGCUCAGAAGAAUUUCAGCCCUGUUCGGCUUUCCUGGGCAGUAGAGCGUAGAUUCAAAACAAUUUGUCUUUUGCUGCCUUUCUCCUUUUACCCUCACCCAACCUUCCAUUGGUAAGGACAAUUUUAAUAUUAACUCCAGCAGCUCACAUUUUUACUUCUUCUGCUGGAAUAGGAGAAAGCUUGAUAUAUUCCCAAGCUGAACUUUCUUUAAUUAUCUGCUUUUUGAACUCCACACCACUGUAGUUUAGUCCUAACUUUCUGAACUCUUUUUAAAGGUCUUCUCUAAUGAUCUCUGAGAAUUUGAUUUCCCAUCCUGUUUUGCAACAGCAUUGUUUUGGGGGAUAAUUUUGACUUGCCUAGAUCCCUCUUUCUGGGUUUUAUUGGCUUUUUGAAAAAUUGUCUUUCCUUUUGGUUUGGUGAGUGGCUUGGUAGCAAAAGAAGAUUUUUUUCUGAAGAAAAGAACAGAAGAAUUCAGCUGCAGUUGUGAACAUGUUUUUUUUCCUACUGUGUCCUUGAAAAUUGGGGAAUCAUUUUUAACUAUUUUAUGUGUGUGUAUCCAAAGAGUCAGCAAGGACUGUUUCUGAAUUGUCAAUGAGGAUGCUUAAUCUUAAAAAUAAAAAUAAUUUAAAAAUUA